Uranotaenia lowii is the source of this 4976-nucleotide messenger RNA. RefSeq names its product proton channel OtopLc (gene OtopLa). Gene Ontology annotation, molecular function: proton channel activity. Gene Ontology annotation, biological process: proton transmembrane transport. The transcript has 12 exons. The record is from RefSeq and is a predicted model, not a curated record. Bases 1664 to 4423 code for a protein of 919 amino acids. Lineage: Eukaryota; Metazoa; Arthropoda; Insecta; Diptera; Culicidae. Gene Ontology annotation, cellular component: membrane.
UUUCAUUGGAUCGGUCGUUUUGUGCGAGGCGCGCGUGAGGUGGUCAAAGUUUUGGUUUGGUUGCUUUCUUGCGCGACGAAGACUACGACGACGAUAAUGGCCACUUUAGGCCGAAUUUGAUAACUGGUUGUGGAGUCGCGUAGGAGUGUGGGAAGGACGUUGUAGCUGUUUGAUGCUCGAAAUAUUCAACAUCAUUCGGAGUUGGAACAGUUACUAUACGUCUAGGAAUUGUGUUUGGAGCUAGGAAUAAUGUGUAGAAGAUGAACUCGCGAGAAAAGGUCCGACGUUUUCGCGCGGGAUGCACAUUUUUAGCGGAUUGAAGGAAACAGGCCGUUUAGUCGUUCUGUCGAGGGGUAGAAGGAGUGAUACAUAGUUCGCGUAUUGUUGUGCAUUUUAUGUGCAGCCAUGAAUAGCUUGGCGGGAAACUUGGAGACUAAAGUGGGUGGGUGGAUCUACUAGAGGAAAAUCUACUAUAGUGCAGUUUUUCACAGCUCUAUGUGAGCUGCAACAAAACUGCUGUGAACUGUGAGCUAGCCUAUGAAGUAGAUUCAGUUGUUGGGACGAUUUCCAGACGGUGGGAAACGAGUCCGGUGAUAAAUGGUGAUGCAUUAUGAAAGAUUGUUGAACGUGAAGUUCUACUACCUAGAUACAGCCACCAGUAGUAGCUAACAAAAGUAAACCGGUGAUAAAUGUUGGAAAUCACAUAACAUGCAGUCGAUGUAGAAUGUCUCCAAUGCACUUGACAGAGAUGGCCGACCGGAGAUGCUACGACGAUCAACAGGGAGCCGUUCUCAGUUGGGUGACAUUUAGCGUGGCGUUAAGUGGUCCAUCAACAGCUUAUCCAAUUCGUGCGUGAACGGUCUGGAAGGGCACGGUUUGGUCAAAAUCAUAGCUAGAAACGUGAAAAUAAAAUAAGCGAAGUUUCCAUCUCCCGGCAGAUGAACACCAUAAAAAAGGGGCCCCCAAACCGCAACCGUACUCUCUUGGGGCUAUUUUUAUGUACAUUUUCAUGAGCGCAUCUCUAGACCAGUUAGUCGAAACGUGUGCGAACAUUAAUGCAAACCGGGUGCGCCGAGAAACAUUUCUAAAUGUUCCGGUAAAAUUUUCUUAAUUUCGCUGCAGCUGUCGAUAGUUCGGUGUCAUGACCAAGGGAACACAUUUCCCAACCAUCAUUGAAGAAAAGACUGAUGUCUGUCGUCGCAGAUUUGUGUAAACUCCUUAACAACCUUCAAGUGCUUUCGAGAAAAGGUCUGAUUUUACAUCCGCUAGCAAAGUAGAACAAGCUCAAGGUAUAUUUACAAACCUACAAAAAAACGGUGAAUUACGUGCCAUGUUUUAACCACACGGGUACCUACAACCUGUUGGAUUACCAAGUGCCACCAGAAGUGCUACGCGUAUUUUUUUUUUGCUCCUAUCUUUCGAGACACACUCAUCCUGGGAAAAGUUUACUAGAGAAGGAAAACGUGACUGGACGCGUCUAAGAGUGGCACCGGGAAAUACGUGUGAGAUCGGAACGCGAAAAGUUGGGUUUCGGAACAAAAUUUUCUCGUUGGAACCUGUGGCAUUAGGGGAAGUUGUGGCAGAGUGGUGGUAAAUAAAAGCUAACACUGCCACUAGUUGCUAGGACGAGCCAAUCGCCGAGUUCUUCGGAGGACAGUCUGGUAUGAUACGGUGCCCUUACCUGUAUGAAAUGCGUGAACGUCUACUGGGACCAACUCCGACCCGACCGAUACCGAUCACGAUACCCCUGGCUAAGCCGGAAAAUACCAACAUCAUGGAUAGAGAGAGCGAUUGUCUGCUGGAGAGCCGACCCGAGAGUCGACAGAUUGGAACGAUGGUGAAGCUGAACCCCGAUGGUUUCGGAUCGCACACAACUCCGACCCACAACCCGAAAACACCACUAGUGCCUUGCAAUGGAACGACAGAUGACGACGACGACGAUUGUACCGAGGACGAUGCCCUCGGCACGACCGUCACCGAUUCCGAAGACGACGGAAUCCACCUGAGGACGCACAUCCGCAAAAUAAUCGACGGCCGAAAGCCCAAAAAUGCCAACGGUUUGGACGUCUUCUGGCAACCGGUUACUGCCAAGAGAGCGAAAAGACGAAGGAGAACCUCACUAUUCAUCGUAACUAGUCUAGUCUACGCGAUGCUGCUGAUAGUGGUUUGCGUCGCGUACGUAAUUUGUGACGUCACCACCCACCGCCUGCCCGUCAUCUACUACGAGGGAUUCUUCACCUACCUGUACGGGGCCAGUAUACUGUUCUUGCUGUAUGUGUUCUGCUUCCUGCUGCAAGAGAGCUCUUGUUGCAAUGGAAAGCCCAAACCACCGAAGGAAAAGAAACCAAAGAAGGAGAAAAAACCAAAGAAAGGAGACGCGGAAACUGGAGCAGCCGGAAAGGACGGUAAAGACGGCGCCGGAAAAGAUGCUGCUGGAAAGGAUGGCAAGGAUUCCGGCAAGGGAGCGAAGGAAGAAAAAUCAAGCAAAACCUCAUCCAAACCCAGCCCAUAUCAGGAAUCUACACCGGAUCCGGAAGUUGCUCUAUCGCCACGCUGCAAACGCAAAACCACCCAAGAUCCAGCCCAUGGAAGUUUCUUCCUUCGCGUCGGUGCCAUCGCUUUCGGUUUGGGUACAAUGAUCUACACCGGUUUGGAGUUUGGCUCAUUUUUCGAGAUUCCAUUCACCUCGCCCUGCCAUCAGAUUCUUCGUGGCGUGAACCCUCUGCUGCAGAUGAUCUUCACCUUUAUGCAGAUGUACUUCAUCUUCAUGAACGCUAGGCUGAAUAUCCAUCGUUUCAAAGUGCUGGCUCGCUUUGGUUUGAUGCACAUUGUGGCCACCAAUGUUUGCGUUUGGAUCCGUACCUUGGUGCUGGAGUCGUUGAAGGAGAUUACUGCCUACCAUCAGCGUCGCGGACCGGAACCCGAAGACAGCGCCAUUCUGGAGAAUAUCCGACAGCAUUCGCUCCGUAAUGCCGGUAUGGUGAUGGGCACCGAACUAGGACCACGUGAAGAUACCGAAUGGGAACCGAUUAGCGUAAACAUGAACGCCCACGAAGAUCUGUCCCAGGAAAGCAGUGUCCUAUCGAAGAUGGUACAAACCGUUACCGAAGCAGUAACUACGAUUCGUGCCACAACCACCACCUCGACUAGCACUUCGACAACUACACCGAGCACAACUACAGCCGCGCAAACCACUACCGCAAGCACAAUUAAGAACGCUGCCGCCAAUUUGUUCGACCGUAUUCGAGAUGUUGUGGUGACGGAAAGUACUUCCACUUCUACCACGACGUCAACUACGCAGAACUCCGACUUCGAUUUGCUCUCGACAUCUAGCACGGCUGCACCUUCGACGACUACCCAUGAGGGAUCUUUCGUGGAUCAGUUUGCCGAUCAUGUUGAUUAUCUGCAACGUAACAACAGCCUGGAACACACAUACGAAUCGCUGGAAUCGUUGUUCCCGCAGGCCUUCAUUGCUACAUCAACGGCUAUUUCCAGCAAUGGAACCGCGGUCAGCUGUGGUCGCGUCAACAUCAUGGGAACUAUCGUGCAGGACUCGGCUCCCUACUUGUAUCCGUUUAUCAUCGAAUACUCGCUGAUUGGUGCCGCUGUUAUCUACGUCAUGUGGAAGCAUAUUGGACGAUACCCUAAGUUCACUAACGAAGAAGAUUUGGAGCACCGUUUGGAGGUUAUGCUGUCACGUCGGGCCGUAGCCAUGGCACAAAGAGCGCGUACCGGUCGUGUUGAUUGCGUUGGAGCUUCCAAGGGACUGUUCUUCGGCUUGUUGCUGCUUGUUGGCUCCUUGAUUUGUCUGAUUCUGUUCUUCGUACUGGUUAGACACCCGCAGUUGUCUUUGCUGGCUAUCUAUCUAGCUGAUGCUUCGCAUAGCAUCUUGAUGGCUCUCUCGAUCUUGGCUAUUAUCAUUGGAUUCAUUCGCGUUCAAAAUUUGAAGUUCCGGUGCGAAGAGCAGAGCAAUCUGAACGACAUCCUGCUGCGCGUUUCGGCUUUUGGUUUGUUCAUCUACUCGACCUUCAGCGUUAUUGCCGGCUCGUUGAAUGCUAUGGAAAGCGAACCAAAUCUUCUGGUUAUGGUCACUGGAGUUGUUGCUGUGCUACAGGUCGUCCUGCAGCUACUGUUCAUCGCUGACGUCUCUCGUCGUCGGGUCCAUCUACCGGAGCAUGACCGCAGCAAACCAGGCCGUCAGAUCGUUACAUUCCUGCUCAUUUGCAACGUUUCCAUGUUCGCCAUCUACACUUUCGAGGCCCAGAAAGUCUUUGCUAAUCCCGUUCAAUUGGACUUCUACGGAUUUAUCGCCUGGUCCUUGAUUCAACGCGUCACACUACCUUUGUGUAUCUUCCACCGUUUCCACAGCGCCGUUACUCUAGCUGAAGUCUGGAAGACCACUUACAAAGCCCGCCUGGAGUAAAUUUGGAGCGUACCAACAACAACCGAGGCGUAAAAGAGACCAAGAAUACGCACAGACUUGAUUCAUACUCGAUUCAUCUUAACCACACGACCAUAGUCAGAGUGCAUCCGCAAAGGCACUUGUAAUGCACACACACACACAUCCUAAAAUACACGAAAAACCGAAAGCACUAGAUUUGGCAACGCAAACCCGUUUGCCGGAAACGCAUUCCAACAUCCUAUGAAACAAGAGACGCUGCUGUCAGUUUCUGCUGUAGUAUGCGCGUGUGUGUUAAAAUUUUGACGAUCCGGCGGCCAUUGUUGUUCGGAUUUUUAGAGAAAGAACGCAGUAGCCAUGGGCUCGUAGUGUUCUGUGUAUUUAUGUAAAUGUAUUUAUUUAUGUAGGUUUGUUUGUGUUCGAUUGAGUUUGUGCAGCGGCAACUUGAGGCUAGUUUUGAGUAGUUUGCUUUUGGUUUCGUUGUUUGACGUUUCCGCUAGAUUGCAGUCCUUUUUCUAGAAAACGAGAGAGCGCGAGCAAAUAUUACCGGAAGCAGUGGUAAUCUUAAGUUGUUUUU